Molecule: messenger RNA, 352 nt
Organism: Racocetra persica
Lineage: Eukaryota; Fungi; Glomeromycota; Glomeromycetes; Diversisporales; Gigasporaceae
Source: the annotation of a GenBank genome assembly
UAAUUUACAAUAUAAGCAUAUAACUUGUAAUAUAUGUUCUGAAAGAUGUGCUAGAAAAAGACAAGAAGCAAAUCCAAAAAAGAAAACUAAAAUCACUACUGAUCUUGAAGUAGUAGUUCCAACUAUUAGCAGUUCAAUUUUCAGAACUAUAAAUUUUUUUCAAAUUGAUAAUAUUCUUAAAGACUAUAAUAAUCUUAAACCAGUGUUAGAAACUAGUAUUUUUGAUGAUAGGUCUGCAAAUAUGAUAGAAGUAUAUGAUAAUAGUGAUGAAUAUAAUGAUAACAAGAAUAUACUUUUAUAUUGUAUAGAUAAAAUAAAGAUAAUUGUCACUACACAAUUUCAAAAAUACUGA